AUGGCUCCCAAAAAGAAGGAGCAGCAGAAGAUGUCCCUCGGGGCCUUCUUGACUGACGAAAAAAUGGGAUCAUGGGCAGAUGAGAUGGAGGACAUGCCAGUUUCUGACUCUCGGACUGGCUACGGAGGAGGCGAACGCCGUACUUACAGCUCUACGACCGGCCAAUAUGGUGGGAGUAGCAUGGGAGGUUACUCUGUUCGCGAGGAACUUCCAUUGCCCAACAAACCCCCGUUUACCGUUCAUCUUGGCAACCUCUCGUUUGAUGCUACCGUUGGAGAUGUCACAGACUUCUUUGCUGGCUGCGAGUGUACAAAUGUCCGAAUUAUCGAGGACAAAAUGGAGAUGAAGCCAAAGGGGUUCGGUUAUGCAGAAUUUGCAACACUCGACGGACUGAAGCAGGCUUUGACUCUUAAUGGCACCCAGUUUCAAGGACGUAACAUCAGAAUCAGCGUCGCUGAUCCUCCCAAGGACCGAGACCGCCCAGACGCAAGAGAAAUUACGGACUGGAGCAGGAAGGGCCCGUUGCCAGACUUGCCAGGCCGAGGAGGGGGAGGUUCUCGUCGUGACUCUGACCGAGGUUUCGGAUCUGAUUAUGGUGGAGGAGAGCGCAAGGAGCGUUUUCCGGAGGGCGAUGGGAAGAUCCGUGAUUUCGGUAACUGGGAGCGCAAAGGACCCUUGUCUCCUAUUGCGCAACCAGAGCGUGGUCCACGAGAGGGUGGUCGUCCUAGAACAAACGAUGGCCCAAGAGGAGAAGGAUUCAGAGAUCGCAGAUCAUCACCAGCCGCAUGGGGUGAGGGCCGCCCUCAGGGAUCGCAAGAUGGUUCAAGACCGCCGAGGCGAGAAUUUCAAGAGCGCCCAGCUGUCGAGCGGGCUCCCACUGCUGCGGAGCAAGACAACCAAUGGCGUUCCAAGAUGCGACCAGACCCCCCAGCAGCCAAGUCACCUGUACCAUCUCGUGAUGGAAGUGAGGCACCCUCAUCUCCUACUCUUGCUGGAGCCUUACCGGUGGGUCGACCGAAGUUGAACCUCGCCAAGAGAACCGUUUCAGAGGCUACUGAUCUACCAUCCCCGUCGUCUGCCUCUGGUGACGCCAAGGCAAGCCCAUUUGGUGCUGCUCGCCCAAUCGACACCGCAGCAAAAGAGAGAGAAAUCGAGGAAAAGAGAUUGGCUGCAAUUCGCGAGAAGAAGGAAGUUGAGGAGAAGGCCAAGGAGGAAAAACGAGAAGCUGCGAAGGCCGCUAAAGCUGCAGAAGCUGACAAGCAGGAAGCUGCUGACGGAGAGAAGAAGGUUGAGAUCUUGCAGAGACCCGAUGAAGAGGACGCAGGCAAGGAAGAAGAAGCCGUUGAGAAGGAGAACUCGAACGGGAACAUUGUUGACGACAAGGCCGUGAAACCAAAGGAGAUUGUACGAGACGUUAAGCCGAAGCCAUCCGAAACUGGUGCUUGGAGAAGACCAUCCGGAGGCCCACCACCACCGCGAGAUGAUAUCCCCCGUGGUCCACGAGGCCGGGGUCGAGGUAGAGGCGAAGGUCGAGGAGGUCCAAGACAUUUUGAAGAUAGACCGCCAAGACAAAACAUGAAUGGAGGAGGCUCACCAGCAACCGCCGCUCAGGCCCCCGCUGCCGAACCUGAGGCUGCAGCCCCCGAGGAGGACGGCUGGAGCACUGUAUCAAAGCCAAAGAAGAACAACCGAGGUGGUAAUGCAGGCGCCCGCGUCAUUGCAUCCUGA
Messenger RNA from Hyaloscypha bicolor E, 1728 nucleotides. RefSeq lists its product as uncharacterized. Gene Ontology annotation, molecular function: RNA binding. Bases 1 to 1728 code for a protein of 575 amino acids. The record is from RefSeq and is a predicted model, not a curated record. The transcript has 7 exons. Lineage: Eukaryota; Fungi; Ascomycota; Leotiomycetes; Helotiales; Hyaloscyphaceae.